Molecule: messenger RNA, 1445 nt
Organism: Linum trigynum
Lineage: Eukaryota; Viridiplantae; Streptophyta; Magnoliopsida; Malpighiales; Linaceae
Source: the annotation of a GenBank genome assembly
CGAAUAACAAUUAAAAUUGAAUCCCUUAUCCCCAUCCCAAGAAAUAAUACGUGUAUUCAGUAAUACCAAAUAUAGACAAAUUUGAUAUGGUAUUUGGUAUAUCCAAAUACCGAUAUCAAACUUCCGACAUAGUAAUGAGGAAUGGCUGGAACUUUACUGUAAAUACUUACAAGUAAAAAAGCUAUGUUGUAAUUGGCCAAACUCAACUCAUUUCAUGCCCUUCUGAGAGAGCAUAAGGACAACAUUACAAUUUUCCCCCUUUUUUUCUCUGUAUCGCUUCCCUCUCGUUCUUCUCUCUUGUGCGUCCUUCGAUUCUUCCAUUCUCUUUCACAACCCGCCAGAGAUCCACCAAUUCCAGGGCCGACACAUUAGUCUCACCUCGUCAUCUCGAUGGAGGCCGUCGAAAAUGAGAAGCCAUGGAACUCUCAAAAAUUGGCCGGGACGGUAUCUUGGAGUACAGCAAGUUUGAUCGGAUUUUUCACAGGAAUGCUAUAUGGAGGCACUAAGGAAGCUUCUGCAUCAGCUAGUAUAGAUGCGGACGUGAUGCUGAAGCUAGGCAGCACGCCAAACAAGGCCAAGCAGUACAACUUGAUGCGAGACGCGAUGGAGAGAAGAUUCGUUAAAGUCAGUCGUGGCGCCCUGGUUGGUGGGGUGAGACUCGGCAUGUUCACUGCUGGCUUUUGUGCUCUGCAAAACUUGAUGGCUGAGCAACGCGGGGGAGUGCAUGAUGUUUACAAUGUGGUCGGAGCUGGCUCAGUCACUGCUGCAACAUUUGGGCUAAUCCUGCCUGGAUCUCUUAGGUGGCGUGCGAGGAAUGUGCUACUUGGAACGGUUCUUGGUGCAGUAGUAUGCUUCCCUCUAGGUUGGGUCCAAAUGAAGCUGGUGGAGAAGGCAAAUGAGGGUGGUGUUAAUUCGACCAGAGGUGACGCUACUGCUGCUGUUGGUGGUGUUGGAGCUGCAAUUGAGAGGCUUGAAGCAAGAGUGAAAAGGUGAGAAAGAGACAUGACUGAAAUCUGCUGCUACGUAUGACUACCAUGACGGGACAGGAAAGAGAUGGCUUUGUGGAUCUAUCUGAAUACCAUGGAACGGUUUACUCGGCAUUAUCUUCUUCCCAUGUUAUUAGGGUUCAAGAUUCAGAAUAAAUUGCUUUGAUAACACUGCAGGGUUCCUGUCUAUUUAGUUUGCAGGACUCCUUUAAAUUGCUUAAUACAAAUUUUGAGGAAGGUUUUCGCUGUUAUAGAAACACUAUUGACUAUUGAGUGUUCGUUCAAACGCUUACCCAUUUUUGUCACUUUCAACUGUGUAAAGAUGGUUACAGUUUACUUGCAGCUAGUAUCCUUACUACUAUUACUGUUACGAGGAGGACGAUUAUUGUUAUUUUCAGUCAUGAACUUAUUUUAGUUCGAGUGAAUUAACUACAAGAACAAUGAACUAUGAAUACAGAA